Rotaria sp. Silwood2 is the source of this 711-nucleotide messenger RNA. The record is from the annotation of a GenBank genome assembly. Lineage: Eukaryota; Metazoa; Rotifera; Eurotatoria; Philodinida; Philodinidae.
AUGGCAUCGCAUGUUGUUUAUCAAGGAAAGCGUGCAUUAAUCAUUGGUAUCAAUAAAUAUCGACGUGAUCCAUUACAAUACUGUAUUCAGGAUGCUGAAGAUUUAAGUAAAACUCUUCGUUGUAUCGAUUUCGACAUAACCUUAGCACUGGACUGUAAUUGUAAUAAAUUCUACGAGGUAAUUGACAUAUUUGCUGAAACAAUUCAACAUGAUGAUUUAGUAUUAUUUUAUUUUGCUGGUCAUGGUAAGCAAUCGGAAGAUGAAAAUUAUUUAUUACCAUCGGAUUAUGAUUAUAAUUUUCGAACCCAUGAACGUGACUACAUUACGAAUCAUGCCAUUAAUGUACAAUAUAUCAUGAAGAAAAUAGACGAUAAACUGUGUUAUGUUACAAUCUAUAUAUUUGAUUGUUGCAGAAAAUUGAUAAAAACUCGAGCAAAAGAUAUGAAUCAAGGUCUAUCACCGAUGAGCGCGCCACCAAAAACUCUCAUUGUAUUUGCGUGUGCUCCGGGUAAAACAGCAAUGGAGGAAACUCUAAAUAAUAGAAAUGGUAUUUUCAUUGAAAACUUAUUAAAAUAUAUUUCAAAACCCAAUCAAGAUAUUGAAGACAUAAUGAGGAAAGUUGCUUGUGAUGUAAACUUAAAUACAGAUGGUUUCCAAUUGUCGUAUCGAACAAGUUCACUCACACAAAAAAUUUAUUUAGUAACACAUUAA